UUUGUACUAUAGAAUAUUUACUUUGCAUGAUGUCAAAUAUAAGGUGUUUCUGCAUAAAAUUAUAAAGGAAUUUACAUAUGUAUUUGGGUAGGAAUUAAGGCGAUAAAAGGUGUAAAAUGAGAUUCAAAAUAUCUGCACAAAACCGUAAUGGUCAUAAGCGUUUGGUAACAUGUGUAGCAUGGAGCUCUGCAGAAGAAAUUUAUUCUUGCGGCGAGGAUCAUCUAUUAAUAUCAUGGCACUUAGAAGGUGGAAUCGCACAUUCUAGCAUUGUCACAGAAUUUCCUGAUGAUUUUUAUCCGACUGAUAUGCAAUGGCAUCCAAGACCGAAUUAUGCUCUAUUAAUUACCAAGAAACAAUCGUUAGAUGUGCUCUUAAUUACUACAGCUGAUGGAAAGUAUCAUUUAGUGAACAAAAAUGGACGUAUAGAAAAAAGUGUAGAUGCUCACAAAGGAGCAACUACAGUAGGCAGAUGGAGCAGUGAUGGUUCUGCACUCUUGACUGCUGGUGAAGAUGGUUUGAUAAAAGUGUGGUCACGUAGUGGCAUGCUUCGUUCCGUUGUGGUCAGAGGCUCAUUCCCUAUUUUAUCAGCUGCAUGGAGUCCAGAUUGUACCACAGUAUUAUAUUCCCAGAGUGGUCAUUUAACUUUCCAGUCACUUAACUCUAAUUCUAAACCUCGCAAGUUAUUAGCGCAUGAUGGUCUCAUUUUGGUUUUGUGCUGGAAUCAUACUCAUGGAUUAAUAAUCUCCGGUGGAGAAGAUUGUAGAUACAAGGUAUGGGAUUCCAAUGGCACUCAAUUAUUCUCUAGUAAUGCGGGAGAUCAUCCCAUCACUGCAGUGAGUUGGAGUUAUUCUGGAAACUAUUUUGCUGUGGGAUCAUUUAAUACAGUUAAGCUGUGUGAUAGAACAGGAUGGUCUCAUUCAUUAGAGAAAGUUAAUGCUGGAAGCAUUUACAGUAUUGCUUGGUCAAGUGAUGGCACUCAAGUAGCUAUGGCUUGCAGUAAUGGAACUGUACUUACAGGCCAUAUAAUUGAUAGGAGAUUGGAGUGGAACAACUAUGAAGCUACAUUAGUUAAAAGAAAAGUAAUUGAAAUCAGAGAUGUUGGUAAUGAAAUACGAGAAACAUUGGAGAUAUCAGAUCGCGUUGUUCAAUUAGAGUUCGGUUUUGAUCAUUUAGUCGUUAUCACACCUGCACAGUGUCAUGUUUACUCUGUUACAAAUUGGAAUACACCUGCUAUAUUCGAUUUGAAGAAUACUAGUGUAUCAGCAGUCCUUCUAGCAGAAAAGCAUUUUUUAUUAGUUGAAUGGAAUAAUGUACUAUUAUACAGUUACCAAGGGCGGCUAUUAGGAACUCCAAAAUGGAAAGGAAUGACACAGGAACGACUUUAUCCAUCCUGUAUAUCAUUAUGUUCUGAUACUUUAGUUAUAAGAUCACAAAGUAACGACAAAAUACUUCAUGUUUUGGAAGUUGCUUAUAAUAAACCUAUAGUAGAAAGUCAAGCAUACACACAUCUUCAAAGUAUUACAAGAGUUGCAUUAAAUCACGUUGGUGGAUUAACUGAUAGACAAGUAGCUUUAAUUGAUAUAAAUAAGGAUUUGUUUCUGGUCUCUAUACGAGCUAGUGGUUUUGGUAGAGUAUGUAAAAUAGCGGCUAUGACACAAGAUAUAGCAUGGGCGGCUGAUGCAAAUGUUUUAGCAGCAAUGCUGGAUGCAACAUUAUCCGUCUGGCUAUGUCCCAAUUGUGUGCACUAUAGUGAUCGUAAAAUCAUACGAAAAACAAGAAUCGACAAAGAAAGCAGUGAAUUUGGUAAGCAGCCAAGUAUAGCAAAUGUGUAUAAUGGAAUGGUAAUGGUAAGACGCGGUGAUGGGGCAUUAGUAGCUUCUUCCUUUUAUACUUUUUUUAUUAGUCUUCAACAGCAUAUUUUAAAUAAGAGAUGGAAAGAAGCAUUGUCCCUUUGUCGAAUUGCUCAGAAUGAAAUAUUAUGGACUUGUAUGGCUGUUAUGGCAACUGAUGAUAAAGAAUUGGAUGCUGCUGAAGAAGCGUACGCAGCAAUUUCAAGAUACGACAAAGUCGAUUAUAUUCAGUAUAUUAAGAGACUACCAAGCAAAACAGAAAGAUUAGCAGAAAUGGCACUUCUAUCAGGGGACUUACUAACUGCAGAAGGAAUUCUUUUACAAAAUGGAUUAAUUGAAGAAGCUAUACGAAUUAAUAUUGAAGUGUACAACUGGAAUAGAGCGUUAGAGUUAGCAAUCAGACAUAAAAAGCAACAGGAUGAAGUACUAAAUGCAAGAAAAAAAUAUCUUCAAGUUAUUAAUAAGGAAGAGACAAAUCAAAGCUUUCUUGCAUAUGUAGCAAAUGUUGCCAAAUCACAAUGAGACAAAAACUGUUUUCACUAGGAAGCCACUAAACAGACUACCUAUAAGGCAGAUGAAAUCGAAUUACCUGAGGCAGAAAUACAAAAGCAGGAAACGUUGGAUGAGGAAAUGCAGAUCUGAAAACGUAAAACUAGCUGCGUUUAUACGAAUUGUUUGUUAAAAUAUAUAUCUAUGAAAUAUAACGAACCGGUAUUGGAAAAUAUUUAAAUUAAAAAAUCUUUUAAUUAUUAAGAUAGAAUAAGCGACACAACAAACAAUUUACAUGCAGCAAAGAGGAUACUUGAAUUCAAGGACAGUGCAGUAAAGUUGGUUUAAUAUAUUUAUAUUUAAUACGUAUUAUAAAACUAAUAGUUUUAAAGAUAUGGAGAUCAUGAUAAUUAUUAAAAUGGUAAUUAUAAAUAACAAUCCGAGUUUCCGUGAAUACCAUAUAGUCUCUUUUGUCGGCGGUCUGUACCGUGUUGUUAAAGCAGACUGAAAUUAAUAGUACAUCUAUUUUUAAAGCAACGAACAUGAAUAUUAUUUCUACUCUAUCAAAAUAAUUUGAAUAAAUCUGGAUAAUUUUCAAAAUAA
This is a messenger RNA of Osmia lignaria (orchard mason bee), 2942 nucleotides long. RefSeq names its product intraflagellar transport protein Oseg5 (gene Oseg5). Gene Ontology annotation, cellular component: intraciliary transport particle B; cilium. Gene Ontology annotation, molecular function: protein binding. The record is from RefSeq and is a predicted model, not a curated record. Lineage: Eukaryota; Metazoa; Arthropoda; Insecta; Hymenoptera; Megachilidae. Gene Ontology annotation, biological process: cilium assembly.